CAAACGGAGAGGCGGUGUUUUGAAAAAUUGAUUGUGGGAAAAAUAAAGAAAUUUAGUCACAUCAUUGUAAUACAGGCCCCCAUCUCUUUUUACGACGAUUAUGGCAUCAGACAACAUCCAAGUAGCCAUAAGAGUUCGUCAACUGAUCCAGAAAGAGCUGACUAGUGGUCUAAAGUCACACUGGAGUGUGCAUGAGAAUUCCAUCUGCUGCGAUGACAGUGAUGCAAAUGGAAGGAAACCAACUCCUUAUAUAUUUGAUCGAGUAUUUGAUGACACUACUGUAACAGUGGACAUUUUUGAAGAAAUAUGCAAGCCAAUUGUCGAUUCUGCCUUGGCUGGUUUUAACGGCACUAUAUUUGCAUAUGGCCAGAGUUCAUCAGGAAAGACUUUCACCAUGUCAGGGAGCAGAGUUCAGCCAGGAAUCAUUUCCCUUGCUGUUGAUGAGAUAUUCAACUAUAUUGAAAAUAUACCUGACAGGGAGUUUCUCAUACGUGUUGGUUAUUUAGAGAUCUACAAUGAGAAAGUGUCAGACCUACUUAGUGCCGAGGAUAGCCAUCUUAAGUUACAAGAAGACACAGCUCACAACAUACAGGUGGCAGGACUCACUGAAGAAGUGGUUAAAGAUAGUUCGGAUGUUUACAAAGUUCUCAAAAAGGGAGAUACAAAACGUCACACAGCAGAGACAAAACAAAAUGAUAGGAGCUCCAGAUCUCACUGUAUACUCAGAUUUGUGAUAGAGAGUAGAGAGAUUGGACAUGAAGAUGAUGCAGUUAAUGUGUCAAAUCUUUAUUUUGUGGACCUUGCUGGUUCAGAAAAAGCUAAUGAUAACUCUGGAGACAGAUUCCGCGAGGGCUGUGCCAUCAAUAAAAGUUUGUUUACACUGGGCAUGGUGAUACGUAAACUCAGUGGAGAUGCUAGUCAACAGCAUGUGUCAUUCCGAGAUUCCAAGUUGACACGUAUUCUACAGAAUGCCCUUGGUGGCAACUCAAAGACAGCAAUUAUCUGCACAAUCACUCCAGCACAUGUGGAAGAAUCUGAUGGUACCCUAAAGUUUGCAUCUAGAGCAAAAAACAUAAAGAAUAAGGCUGUAGUGAAUGAGAUUAUGAGUGAAGCAGCCAUGCUGAAGCAAUACAGAUUGAAGAUCAAAGCACUCGAGAAGCAAAUUAAAUCGAUAAAUGAUACAAACAUAAAUCUUGAGAAAGCUGAAUGGGAAAAACAACUGCAGGCAAAGGAACUUCAGCAAGCUGAAAUGAUAGCAAAACUACAGGCCAUGAUUGUAACAUCUGGCUCAGGGCAUGUUGGACCAGAACCUCCUAAGAAACGUAGAAGAGAAACAUGGUGUCCAGGAAAAGCUAAAAGAGAGUUUCGUGGUUUACAUGCAAUCUCUGAGAUUUCACCCCCAAAACUGUAUGAAUUACGGGACAAAACACUUCCAUUCACUGCAAGAGUGCAGGACAACACAGUGUUUGAAGAGGAGGACUCGUUCCACUUGCUGGAGAAUGCAACAAGUAUAAACUCUGGCAGCAACAGUCACAAGCAAAACUCACCAGAUCCUAAUGAAACCAUACAAACAGACGCAACUCUGAAGCAACUGUUUCAGUUACAAGAUGCACAUGAAGUGGUGUUGGAAGAAUUAAGGAAAAAGGAUGAGGAGUUAAAAGAAUUGCAGGAAUUUACAAAUAUAGAAAGACAAAUGGAGGCAGAUGAAAUCAAAAAAUUAAAAGAGGAUUUGAAGAAAUUGACCGAGGAGAACAGAUCAAUGAAAGAAACUGUAAACUGGCUGGAAGAAGAACUGAUGAAGUCACAGAAUGAAAGGAAGAACCUAAGAAUGACUGUGCAGUCAACAAAUGCCAAAUUGAAUGCUGCAGAGGAUGGUUCAGGACUAUCAGAAAAAAGUAAACAGUUGACAGUGUCAGAGGCACGAGUUUCAGAUCUAAACACUGAUCUUGAGAUUCAGAAAUCACAGUAUGAAUUUGCUAUCCAACAGAUGAAACAUAAGUUAGAAGUUUACACAACAAUGCUUGAAGAAAAAGGUGUAGACUACAAUAGUAUAAAAGCUAGACUUUCUAGUCAGUCAGAGGAAUUAGAUCAAGUUAAUACAGAGAAAAAUGAUGAAAUAGCAGAAUUAAAACAGAAACAUGAACAAGAGAUUAAUGAUCUGAGAAAUGAGGUUGAUAUGUUAGUAUUAGCUCUUGAGAAAGAGAAGCAAGAGACUGCUGAAUCUCAGAAACAGUCUGAGCUGGAAUUGGAAGACCAGAAGUCUCGAUUUCAGAAAGAUAUUGAUGAGGCAAAAGAAGAAAUUGAAAUAUAUCAGCAAAUGUUGGAGGAAGAAAAAGCUAAAAGGAUGAACACAAAACAGAAUGGUGAGGUGACAGCCAGUGUUGAUGAUGUAAGACUGACAGAAUUGCAGUCUGAAUUUGAAUUACAAAAGCAAAAUUAUAAAACUGACAUUGCAAAGCUACAAAAUGAAAUUACUAAACUUAGAGAGAUGGCGGGCAGUGGUAAAGAAGUGUCAGAAGAAGAAAAUGUUUCUGUAGUAUAUGAUAAGAAAAUUGAUGCAAUGAUAGCAGAAUAUGAAAAGAAAAUGGAUGAAAUGAAAGCAGAAUAUGAAAUUAAAACUACGCAUUUAGCCGAAGAGUUAGAAAUGGAAAAGAAUAAUGAAACUGAGAGGGAAAAUGAAUAUAAAAAGCAGAUAAAUGAUCUGAAGGAAAUAAAUGAAAAUUUGAAAUCUGAGUUGAAAGAACAGUUGAAGGAUCAGUCAGUUGACUGCAAUGCAAGUAUAAAAGAGUCCAAAGAAUGUCAAACAGAUAAGAUAGAAAGGCAUGUCAACUUUGAUUAUACUGCUGAAAUAAAAAACCAGAAGGAGAUGUAUGAAAGUGUUAUAACUGAACUGACUGAAGAAAGAGAUGCUUAUCAUGCCGUCUUGGAAGAAAAAAGUAUGAAUGAGUCACAAGCAAGCGAUUUAGUUCUACUUAAAACACAGUAUGAUGAGCAAAUUUUCACCUUGAAAUCUGAAAUUGAUAGGUACAAGGAACUCUGUGACAAUAAGAAUUCGUCAGAAUUAGAUGUUGAUAAUGAUAAAUUAAGCUCAGAAGAACAUGAUGAAGAAUUUGUUAAGCAGUUGAAAGAACAGAUACAAGACUUGAAGUUAGAGGUUGAGAAAUACAAAGACUUAUUUGAAUCUGAAAAAGCCAAACUGAGGAGGAGCGGGGGAUUAAGUUUUACCUUAGAUGAAAGUGUUUGCACAAGUGAUUGUAUUGCAACAAGCACUGAACAUAAUGCAAACAGUGGAAUAGAUUUACAGAAAGAAAUGUUACAAGCUGAAAUUGACAAACUGAAGGAAUGUCAUGAAUCUGAAGUAACUGAAUUAAGAGAAGAGAUCAAUAAAUAUGUUAGAAUGUUGGAAACUAUUCAAUCCCAAAACAUGUCUGAAGAAUGCCCUAACAAAAGUCUUCAUGGUAAUGUAGUACAUGAACAAAUUGUUGAAGUUAAUCAAAAGUUUGAAGACGAAAUAAAAAGGUUAAGGGCAAAAAUACAAGAGUUAACUGAUGAUCUUGAAGUUGAGAAAAAAAGGAACAAUUUAUCAGGUGAAGAAGUUUUAGAUUUGAGAUCAGAAAUGUUAAGAGCUGAACAGGAAGAAGCUGAGGCUAAGUACAUUGAGGAAAUCCAGGAAUUGAAAUCUAAAUUAACAUCUUAUGAGGAACAGUUACAGAAAAAUCAAACACAAUGUGAGAAUGAGGAGAUUGAGACACAAAACUUGGAAAUACUUGAACUGAAGGCAAAGCUGACUUCCUAUGAGGAAAUGCUGCAGCAGGAAAAGGAGAAAAUGGAGAGGAUUCUUGAAUCAGUUGAUGAACGCAGGACUGAACUGGAGAAACAUGAAAGUAUGAAAAGUAUGUAUGAAGGAAAAAUUAAGGAACUGAAUGAGGAUAUUAAAAUUUACAUGGAUUUGUUGGAGGAAGGAAAAAGUCAGAGUACGGAUGACCAAAAGUUGGAGGGAGAAGUAGAAGGUAAUAUGGGUAAAUACAUUGAAGAAAUAGAACGGUUGAAAACUGAAUUGCAGAAGUUUACAAAUUUGUAUGAAAUUGAGAAAGAAAAGAAUGAAAAUAGCUGUGAAAACACUGCAGAGCAGAAUAAUGUUUCUGUAGUAUUAGAUAAUGAAAAACUUCAGACACACAUAGAAGAGCUUGAAGAUAAGCAUAAAAGAGAAAUUGAAUUUAUGAAGGAAGAGUUUGCAAAGUUUGCUGAGCAGCAUUUACAGGGGAAAGGCCUGGAAGGAGAAUCUGAUACAGAAGAGAUCAAAACUUUAUAUGAGAAAGAAAUUGACAGUCUGAAAAAAGAAUUACAAAAUUUGAAAGAGAAAUGCAAACAAGCUGAAGAGAAUAAAAGCGAGUCAGAUUGUUGUGUUUUGAGAUCACAAUUAUUGAAAUCUGAACUGGACGAAUUGAAAAAGACACACAAAUUAGAAAUAGAAUCUUUACAGUCAGAACUUGAAAAGAAGAAAAUAUUGCAAGAAUGUAGCAAAGACCCUAGUCUUACUGAAGAUUUGAGAAUUAGAUAUGAAAAAGAGAUUUCAGAACUUCAGCAAAAACUAGAAACAAUAAGUGCUAACAGUCCACAAAAUUGCAUUGAAGACUCAGAAUGUGUAGGCAUGGACCUUCAGAGUGAGAUGCUCAGAGCAGAAAUAGAAACACUGAAAGAAAAUCAUGCUGAGGAAAUAGGAAAAUUACAGGGACAGAUACAGUCAGUAAGUCGCAAGGAGACAAUUGAUGUUAGUAUUAACACCAAUAAAAUACAAGUUGAAGACAGCAUGCCAGAAGCUGAUGAGGUAAAGCAACUUAGGCUGGACUUGGAAAGCUGCCAAAAAUGUUUGGAGGGAGAGAGAGGGAAAAUCUCACAGUUAAAAGACACUAUAGAAUCUUUUGAGAAGCAACGCGAAGUAUAUGAGAGGAAUAUAGAAGAGAUGCAGGAUGACCUCAGCAAUAUGACAACACAGUUACAACAACUUCCUAAAGAUAUAGAAAUCUUACAGACUGCCAAUGCUAGACUUAAACAGGAGAAACUUGACCUCAUAAAUGCUAGAGAAAGAUUCAGUCAUAUGUGUGAUGACCAUGAAGUUACUAUUAAGGAGCUGCAAGAAAAACAAAAAGAAUUGCAGGAUAACAUUCGACAAAUAGAAGAGGAAAAUGUGUGUCUCAAGUCAAGACUGAAAGAGCUAGAACACCAUAUAACUAUUGGUAAAGGCAUGCUAGCAAGUAAAGAUGAGGAACUAAGGAAGCUUGCUAGUGAUCUUGAUGAACAGAAAGAAAGUUUGGACACUGAAUUGCAAGAAAAAGUUAGAGAGAUGAAAGAAUACACAAUCAAACUUGAAGUGAAAGUUAGUGAAGGUGAAGAAACAUUGAAACAAGCAAAUGAAAAAAUUGAAGAAUUAGAACAGUGUGAAGCUCAAUUUUCAGAUAAAAUUCUUAAUCUAGAGUCUGAUGUGGAAAUGUAUAAAGAAAAAGAGGAAGAGUUGAGUAAAGUUUGUACCGAGUACGAAGAGAAGAUUGUUCUGCUGGAAACGGACAUUGAAUCUGUGAAAGCAAAAAACACGGAAUUGGAAAAUACUUUUUCAGAGCAGGAAAAAAGGAUAGAGGGACUAACAGAACAUUUAGAGUUGGCCCAAAACAAAGACAUGGAGUUAAAAGAAAUCCAGUGCAGAUACCAAGACAAAAUAGCAGAACUUGAAACUGAAUUAAAACAGUCGUCAAACCAUUUAAAGGAGAUAGAAUCUCAACGAAAUGAAAUUCAAAAUAAGUUUGAAAUUAUAUCAAGGAAAGUUGAAGAACUCAAGGAAGCGUUAAAAAAAGAAUCUGAGAAAAGAGAAGAGAUUGAAAAAGAGAAAGAAGAAUCUGUGAUGAAAUUUGAACAACAACUGGAUGAAUCAAAGGAGAAACUGCAUGAAAUGGAAGAGAAGUUGGAUAUCUAUGCAGAGACUGUGAAGGAACUUCAGGAAGAGAUAAAGUUGAAUGAGGAGGAGAGUGAACUUCUCCGCUCCAGAGUUACUGAACUUGAAGCUGACAGUAAGGUUGCCAGGGAAACGCUGUCAGAGAAUGACAUGCUUAAGGUCAAACUGGAAAGUCUAGAAUCAGAAUUAAGUGAAAAAUUAGAAUUUAUAGCUAAAUGUGAAACUGAAAUUGAGUGUUUGAAAGAUAAAUUGGCAUUAGCGGAAAGUACAUCUGUAGAAAAGGAAGAGUUGGAUAGACUAGAAACAGAAUUUAACAAAAAUGUGAAGGCUGCUGAGAAAAAGGUUAAGGUCAUAGAAGGAGAGCGAGAUGAAAUAAAGAGACUGGCAGAAAGUCUGAAGACUGAAAAAGAAGCAAUUGAAAAGAGAUUGAAUGACCUGGAGGAGGUGAAGUUGUCACUGGAAGAGGACAAACUACAGUUGGAGAAAGGAUUACAUCCAACAGCUAUCAAAUACCAUUCUCUGCCAGAGAAUAUUGACUGGGAGAAUAGGUGGAAUGAGUUUGUAAGGGAAGAAAAGAAAAAGCGUGUGGCUGUGUUUGCGACUGUAAGAUCACUGAAGAAGGAAGUACAGAAGGAACAAGAAAGACAGAAGAAUGCAUAUGAGGAAGCAUUAGAAGCUGUGUAUGAGAAAGAACAGAAUACAGAAGUGUACAAGAAACUGGAGGAGCAGAUCAAGUCUGUCAGUGAUGAGGCUAAUACCCUGUACUACGACCUUGAGAGGGAAAGAAACAUCACUAAGGAGUUGAGAGAGAAAAUCGAGAAACUCGAAAAAGGACAUGGUGAAGGAACAACAAAAAUUGACUUUAUGAUGGAAGACCAUCCAUGCAAGUACAAGCUGGAGAGUUUCAGUGCCACAGAAAAAUUACAAACAGCUCAGGAGGAGCAUGCUAAGAGGAUAGUGCAGUAUAAAGAGACUAUACAACAGUAUGAUGCGAGAAUUGCCCGUAUGAAGAAUGAGAUGAGGAGAUACCAGAGUAAUAUGGACACAACAUUUGAUGGAAGAUCAGUGAAGAUAGCCAAGCUGGAGAUGGAUACCCAGCCUAGACCUGUCCCGGCAAACAACCCCUGUAGUACACCUUCAGCACAGGAUGAUAUAUCAUAUGGUAACAGUAUGAGUGGUGGAAUUGUCGACCACUUUAAGGUGUGUAUCACAGAGGCAGAGAACAAGAGACUCAAACAGGAGAUGGAUAAACAGAAAAAGAAAAUGUCUCGAGUUGAAGACCUAGAACGUGAAAACUCCAGAGUGAAAGAAGAGUUACAGAAUUUCCGUAAGAAAUAUCAACACAUUGAAGAAAUUGAAAAGGAAAACUUGCAUCUGAAAGAAGAACUUAAAAAGGCCAUGUGUAAAAGCAAGGACUCGCAUAGGGACACAUCAUUGGUUAACAGUUUAAAUUCGAGACAUCCACUGGGAGACAUGUUUGUAACUGCCUCAGAAACGGGCACAGAUUACAUGACAGUGCCACCUAGUCCAAAGAAGGAACCAAGAUAUAAAGUACCAGACCUGAAUCCAAGCAAGAAAGAGGAUAAACUCAUCAGAGAAUGCCAGGAAGAAGUAAAUAACUGUAAAACAACAUAACCAGCACUACAUUACCCCAGAAAGAAGAGAAAAUCUGUAUGAUUUGCUGGACUGAUUUAAGCUGAACAAAGAGAUUCCAUUAAUGUAGUUAAUAUAAGUUGACAAUCUGAUGAAUGGUCAUUUUUUAAUUUCCGCAAAAAAAAUCAUCUCCAAAGAUAUUUAAGGUCAUUGGCAUUGAAGCUAUUGUAAUGUGUAGUAUGUUGAAGCUAUUGCAGUGUGUAGUACAUUGAAGCUGUUGCAGUGUGUAGUAUGUUGAAAUAAAAGUGAUUUUAUUGCACUAUUUCUAUAAUGAGAAUACAAGAUAAGCUUGAAAAGUUUUAGAUACAGAAUACAAGAUAAGCUUAAACAGUGUUAGAUACAGAAUACAAGAUAAGCUUAAACAGUGUUAGAUUUUAUGCUGAAGCUUAUGUUCAUGUCUUCGUUAAGAGAGAAUUUUCUCAGCUUAUCAUAGUAGAUGUGUUUGUGUUUAUGCCCCCGAAGGGAGGCAUAUCAGUCUUCAACUGUCCGUCUGUUUGUUCGUUAGUUCGUUCAUCGCAACGUUAACUUUUUGCAUGAAGGCACUUUACUCGCGAACCAGUGCACCCAGGACCUUCAAACUUCACAUGCUAAUAGUACUUAUUGAGUACACGACCCCUAUUGACUUUGGGGUCAAAGGUCAAGGUCAUCAGGUCAAAGGUAAAGGUGCUUUGGGGGCAUUUGCCACCAUUAGUGACAGCUCUUGUUUAUUAGCUCACCUUAGCAAUGCUCGGGUGAGUUACUGUGAUCGCUCAAUGUCCGGCGUCUGUUGUCUGUCUGUCAACAUUUAGCUUGUGCAUGCGAUAGAGGCUGUAUUUUUCAAUUGAUCUUCAUGAAAUUUGGUCUGAAUGAUUGCCUUGAUGAAAUCUAGGUCGAGUUCGAAUAUGGGUCAUCUGGGGUCAAAAAGUAGGUCAAAUCAAAGAAAAACCUUGUGUAUGCGAUAGAGGCUGUAUUUUUCAAUUGAUCUUCAUGAAAUUAAGUCAGAAUGAUUGCCUUGAUGAAAUCUACGUCAGGUUUGAAUAUGGGUUAUCUGGGACCAAAAAGUAGGUCACUAGGUCAAGUCAAAGAAAAACCUUGAGUAUGCGAUAGAGGCUGUAUUUUUCAAUUGAUCUUCAUGAAAUUUGGUCAGAAUGAUUGCCUUGAUGAAAUCGAGGUCGAGUUCGAAUAUGGGUCAUCUGGGGUUAAAAAGUCUUAAGUCAAAUCAAAGUAAAACAAGGUAUGUGAUAGAGGCUGUAUUUUUCAAUUGAUCUUCAUGAAAUUUGGUCAGAAUGGUUGCCUUGAUGAAAUCUAGUUAGAGUUCGAAUAUGGGUCAUCUGGGGUCAAAAAGUAGGUCAUUAGGUCAGAUCAAAGAAAAACCUUGUGUAUGCGAUAGAGGCUGUAUUUUUCAAUUGAUCUUCAUGAAAUUAAGUCAGAAUGAUUGCCUUGAUGAAAUCUAUGUCGAGUUUGAAUAUGGGUUAUCUGGGAUCAAAAAGUAUGUCACUAGGUCAAAUCAAAGAAAAACCUUGUGUAUGCGAUAGAGGCUGUAUUUUUCAAUUGAUCUUUAUGAAAUUUGGUCAGAAUGAUUGCCUUGAUGAAAUCUAGGUCGAGUUCGAAUAUGAGUCAUCUGGAGUCAUCUGGAGUCAAAAACUAAGUCACUAGGUAAUACUUGUUUAAACUCAAGAGACCACAUUUUUGGUCCAAUCCUAAUGAAAAUUGGCCAGAAAAUUUGUUUCCAUAAAAUCACUAGGUCAAACAUGGUGUAUUUCUCAGGUGAGCGACCUAGGGCCAUCUUGGCCCUCUUGUUAGAUUUCCAAAUUAUUUAUUAGAAUAAUAUAUUCCAGUACCAUUCUGUAUGUGGAAUAAUAGGAGUUCACCCAUUGUUUGAACAGCAGACUUUAUAUAUGCUUUUAUAUAGCGGUUUGUUGUAGCCAAGUUUGUACUCUGUUUCAACAUUUCAACCCUCUUCUGAAGAGAUAUUCUACUCACCCUGGCGUCGGCAUCGGCGUCACACCUUGGUUAAGUUUUUGCAUGCAAGUACAUACAGCCAUCAAUUAAAGGCAUAUAGCUUUGAAACUUAUUUUUUCUUUUUCUAGGUCAAUUACCAACCUCUCUGGGUCAAGUCCCAUAACUCUGACAUGUAUUUUGAGCAAAUUAUGCCCCCUUUUGGACUUAGAAAAUUUUGGUUAAAGUUUUACAUGCAAGUUACUAUCUCCAAAACUAAUGCAGAUAUUGAUUUGAAACUUCACGUGUCUUCGGGGUUAUAAAACUAGUUGAUAGUAGCAAGUCCCAUAACUCUGACUUUCAUUUUGGCCAAAUUAUGCCCCCUUUUGGACUUAGAAAAUUCUGGUUAAAGUUUUGCGUGCAAGUACAUACAGCUAUUUCUAAAAGGCUUAUAGAUUUGAAACUUAUUUUUUCUUUUUCUAGAUCAAUUACCAACCUCACUGGACCAAGACCCGUAACUCUGACAUGUAUUUUUAGCAAAUUAUGUCCCCUUUUAGACUUACAAAAUUUUGGUUAAAGUUUUACAUGCAAGUUAUUAUCUCCAAAACUAAUGCAGAUAUUGAUUUGAAACUUCACAUGUGUCUUCAGGGUUAUAAAACUAGUUGAUAGCAGCAAGUCCCGUAACUCUGACCUUCAUUUUGGCCAAAUUAUGCCCCCUUUUGGACUUAGAAAAUUCUGGUUAAAGUUUUGCGUGCAAGUACAUACAGCUAUUUCUAAAAGGCAUAUAGAUUUGAAACUUAUUUUUUCUUUUUCUAGAUCAAUUACCAACCUCACUGGGUCAAGUUCCAUAACUCUGACAUGUUUUUUGAGCAAAUUAUGCCCCCUUUUAGACUUAGAAAAUUUUGGUUAAGUUUUACAUGCAAGUUAUUAUCUCCAAAACUAAUGCAGAUAUUGAUUUGAAACUUCACAUGUGUCUUCUGGGUUAUAAAACUAGUUGAUAGCAUCAAGUCCCAUAACUCUGACCUUCAUUUUGGCCAAAUUAUGCCCCCUUUUGGACUUAGCAAAUUCUGGUUAAAGUUUUGCGUGCAAGUACAUACAGCUAUUACUAAAAGGCAUAUAGAUUUGAAACUUACUUUUUCUUUUUCUACAUCAAUUACUAACCUCACUGGAUCAAGUUCCAUAACUCUGGCAUGUAUUUUGGGCAAAUUAUGCCCCCUUUUGGACUUUGAAAAUUCUGGUUAAGUUUUACAUGCGAGUUUCUUUCUCCAAAACUAACGCAGAUAUUGAUUUGAAACUUCACUUGUGCCUUAGGGGUUAUAAAACUAGUUGAUAGCAGCAAGUCCCAUAACUGAUAUGCAUUUUGGUCAAAUUAUUCCCCCUUUUGAACUUAAAACUCUUUUGAUAUUUAACCUUUUUAGGUAAUAUUUUCCUGCCUCUGGGACAAUAUUUCGAAUAGUCGAGCUUGGCUGUCUUACGGACAGCUCUUGUUAUUACUAUAGUAUGCCAAGUAUAUAACAUUGUGUCUAUAUAUUGUUUUAUUACUAUAGUAUGCCAUUGUAUCUAUAGAUUGUUUUAUAUAAAUUGUAAAAAAUAAUUGCAACUGGUCCAGUAAUUUUAUUAUCGGUUAUGCUUGUAAGUUUUUUCUAUCAACUUUGAUUACUACUCAGUGUUUUGUUCUGUUUUUAGCUCACCUGUCACAUAGUGACAAGGUGAGCUUUUGUGAUCACCCGUCGUCUGUGCGUCCGUCCGUGCGUGCGUAAACAAUUUCUUGUCAGCACGAUAGUGGUUUCAUUUAUGAUUUUAUUUUAACCAAACUUGCACACAACUUGUAUCACCAUAAGAUCUCGGUUCCUUUCUUGAACUGGCCAGAUCCCAUUAUGGGUUUCAGAGUUAUGGCCCCUGAAAGGGCCAAAAUUAGCUAUUUUGACCUUGUCUGCGCAAUAGCAGCUUUAUUUAUGAUUUGAUUUUUACCAAACUUGCGCACAACUUGUAUCACCAUAAGAUCUUGGUUCCUUUCUUGAACUGGCCAGAUUCCUUUAUGGGUUCUAGAGUUAUGGCCCCUGAAAGAGCCAAAAUCAGCUAUUUUGACCUUGUCUGCACAUUAGCAGCUUCAUUUAUGAUUUGAAUUAAAUCAGACUUGCACAAAACUUGUGUCACCAUAAGAUUUUAGUUCUUUUCUUAAACCGGCUAGAUCCCACAAUGGGUUCCAGAGUAAUGGCCCCUGAAAGGGCCAAAAUUAGCUAUUUUGACCUUGUCUGCACAAUAGCAGCUUCAUUUAUGAUUUGAUUUUAACCAAACUUGCACACGACUUGUAUCACCACAAGGUCUUGGUUCCUUUCUUGAACUGGCCAAAUUCCAUCAUGGGUUCCAGAGUUAUGGCCCCUUAAAGGUCCAAAAUUGGCUAUUUUGGCUUUUGCAGCCAUAUAGAGACUUCAUUUAUGGUUUUAUUAGCUCACCUGUCACAUAGUGACAAGGUGAGCUUUUGUGAUCAGCCUUCGUCCGUCGUCGGUCCGUGCGUGCGUCCGUCUGUCCGUCAACAAUUUCUUGUCUGCACGAUAGUGGUUUCAUUUAUGAUUUUAUUUUAACCAAACUUGCACACAACUUGUAUCACCAUAAGAUCUCGGUUCCUUUCUUGAACUGGCCAGAUCCCAUUAUGGGUUCCAGAGUUAUGGCCCCUGAAAGGGCCAAAAUCAGCUAUUUAGACCUUGUCUGCACAAAAGCAGCUUUAUUUCUGGUUUGAUUUUUACCAAACUGGCACACAACUUGUAUCACCAUAAGAUCUCAGUUCCUUUCUUAAACUGGUCAGAUCCCAUUAUGGGUUCCAGAGUUAUGGCCCCUGCAAGGGCCAAAAUCAGCUAUUUUGACCUUGUCUGCAGAAUAGCAGCUUUAUUUAUGAUUAUAUUUUAACCAAGGUUGCACACAACUUGUAUCACCAUAAGAUCUUGGUUCCUUUCUUGAACUGGCCAGAUCCCAUUAUGGGUUCCAGAGUUAUGGUCCCUGAAAUGUCCAAAAUCAGCUAUUUUGUCCUUGUCUGCACAAUAGCAGCUUUAUUUUUGAUUUGAUUUUUACCAGACUGGCACACAACUUGUAUCACCAUAAGAUCUCGGUUCCUUUCUUGAACUGGUCAGAUCCCAUUAUGGGUUCCAGAGUUAUGGCCCCUGAAAGGUCCAAAAUCGGCUAUUUUGACCUUGUCUGCACAAUAGCAGCUUUAUUUAUGAUUUGAUUUUUACCAAACUGGCACACAACUUGUAUCACCAUAAGAUCUUGGUUCCUUUCUUGAACCGUCCAAUUCCCGUAAUGGGUUCCAGAGUUAUGGCCCCUGAAAGGGCCAAAAUUAGCUAUAUUGACCUUGUUUGCACAAUAGCAAUUUCAUUUAUUAUUUGAUUUUAACCAAACUUGCACACAACUUGUAUCACCACAAGAUCUUGGUUCCUUUCUUGAACUGGCCAGGUUCCAUCAUGGGGUCCAGAGUUAUGGCCCCUUAAAGGUCCAAAAUUGGCUAUUUUGGCUUUCGCAGCUAUAUAGAGUCUUCAUUUAUGGUUUUAUUUGAUACAAACUUCUAAAAUAUCUUCAACAACAAUAAAUCUUGGAUUCCAUGACAAAUUAGAUCCAAUCGUAGGUUCCAGAGUUAUUUUAUAUCUGAUUACCUCCCCUGAUUGCAGUCAAAAUGGAUUUAUAUCAGUAAAAGUACUUAUAGGACUUAUUUGAAAUUUCAUUGUUGUCAUUAGUUGGACUGAGCCAAUCAAAGUAGAUAACUAUGGACUGAUUUUAUGUCAAAUUACCUCCCUUUAUUUCAAAUUAAAAUGGGUAUAUCUCCGUAACUAAUGAAGAUACUGACCUGAAAUUUCAUUUAUGUCAACAGAUUUAUUUGGCAGUUUCUUCUUUUGAUUACUUACAAUAAUUUUCUUUUAAUUACUUCCCUUUUACAUUAAUAUAAAUAGCUUAUUUUAUUAACUUUUUUACUAUAGGCCGUAGGGAAAAAUCGAGACCACUUUUCUAUGGUACAACAUGGAUGGUACCUCCAAUUUUUAGGUGUAUUUUGACAUAUCUGUACCUUGUAAGAUUUUUUUUUCUUUUUGGUUAGAUUUCUUUCCUUUGUUUUUCCUGUCUUUUGAACUUUUUUUUCUGAGGACCUUCUUGUCCUCAAGUGCAAUGAUAACAGGUGAGUGAUAUAGGGCCAUCAUGGUCCUCUUGUUUUUGUGUUGUAGCCUUUCAUUUAUGUACUUCUCAUCAUUUUAGAUAUAAAAAAUACAUAAAAUGUUGUUAAACCUGAAAA
This is a messenger RNA of Mercenaria mercenaria, 13793 nucleotides long. Its product is annotated as centromere-associated protein E-like. NCBI's taxonomy places the organism in Eukaryota, Metazoa, Mollusca, Bivalvia, Venerida, Veneridae. Gene Ontology annotation, molecular function: ATP binding; plus-end-directed microtubule motor activity; microtubule binding. The record is from RefSeq and is a predicted model, not a curated record. The transcript has 30 exons. Gene Ontology annotation, cellular component: microtubule. Gene Ontology annotation, biological process: mitotic cell cycle; microtubule-based movement. The coding region runs from base 101 to 7582 and encodes 2493 amino acids.